AUGUUAGUGUUAUGUUGUCUAUACAUAGUCAGAGCUGAUUUAAUUGAAGAAAUUAAUUCCCGACUCCCCGAAGACGGCAGUCUGAACUUUACUGGACAUGCGACGAAAUAUGGGUUGAAAACAGAACAGUUUGAUUUAAUAACUGAAGACAAUUACAUCCUACAAUUAUUUCAUAUCCGGGGAGAUAGAUCAAAACCUUUAUUACUUACUCAUGGUCUUGAUAACUCAGCAGAUAUGUUUAUCAUGAGAGGUAACACAUCAGUCGCUUUGGCUAGAGAUGGAUAUGAUCUUUGGUUUAUGAAUUUAAGAGCAAAGAAUACAGCACAAAAAAUCUAUAUUUAA
Diatraea saccharalis (sugarcane borer) is the source of this 342-nucleotide messenger RNA. The record is from the annotation of a GenBank genome assembly. NCBI's taxonomy places the organism in Eukaryota, Metazoa, Arthropoda, Insecta, Lepidoptera, Crambidae.